ACACCCAAAAUUUUGUAAGAAAUUUUGUGACCAUACAUUUAAAGUUAAAAGAAAAAAAAGACUCAAAUAUUGGUCAAUUUUUAUUUUAGAAAAUAAAAGAUAAUAUGAUAUGAUAAAAGUUAAGAUUUAUCCCUAUUAAACUCUAAUUAUUGCAAUUAAAAAAAUGUAUAUAACAUUGAUAUCGUCCAAUAAUAUUAGGGGCACAAGUGCAAAAGAAAAAAAAAAAGAUGAGCCAUAGAAAGUGAAAAUUAAAGAAAAAGAAAAGAAAAAGGGGAAAAAGAAAAAAGAAACGGUUAACGAGCAACAAAUCGAAUCCACAUAAGUAACAAAUUAUGCCAUCCGAAGAAGAAGAAGAAGAAGAAGAAGCAGAAGCAGCAGUACAUAAAUCAUCAAACGAAGAAGAAGAAGAUAAUAAAUGGCAGUGGAUAGUGGAGUUGCUCGGAGCAGCAGAUGCCCUAGCUGCACUACCAGAAGAAGUUACGUGUUUAAAGAGUUAAGCUUUUUUGAUAAAAGAAAAACGCGAAUUAUUAAUCUACGAAGCCUUCUCUUCAUAAAACCUCUCUUUUAUCCUCGUUGGCGAUCUCUUUCUGGAAACUAUCGCAUUUUGAGCAUGGAUGCAAGGGAAAAAUCAAGAUCAACGGUAUUGGAAUCAUCAAAGCAUAAGAGAGUACCAAUUUUUGUGAUGAUGCCUGCGGACAUUUUCGCCAUCGAUUCUUCUGGAACUCCAAGAAUUAGAAAAAUCAAGGCCUUAAAAAUAUCUCUAAAAGCACUCAAGUUGGCAGGUGUCUAUGGAAUUGCAGUAGAGGUUUGGUGGGGAGUUGUUGAGCGCUUUUUGCCCUGUGAAUAUAAUUGGUUCCUUUAUGAAGAACUUUUUAGACUGGUGUCUGAAUCUGGGCUAAAGUUGCAUGUUGCUUUGUGCUUUCACUCAAACACAGACCUGUGUAAAGGUACUGGGGUUGUGGGUCUUCCUCUAUGGAUUCGAGAGAUUGGAGAUCACAACAGGGAUGUAUUUUACCGGGAUAAAAAUGGAUUUUCCAAUGAUGAUUAUCUUACUCUUGGAGUAGACGAACUUCCUCUUUUUUGUGGCCGGACUGCCCUCCAGUGUUACGAAGACUUCAUGCUCAGUUUCGUUAACAAAUUUGAUUCAUUUAUUGGAAGUGUAAUCGAAGAAAUAAGUGUUGGUCUUGGUCCUUCUGGAGAACUUAGGUAUCCUGCACAUCCGUCUGGCGACGGUAGAUGGAGAUUUCCUGGAAUUGGUGAAUUCCAGUGUUAUGACAAGUAUAUGAUGGAGGACUUGAAGAUGGCUGCUUGUCAGGAAGGAAAGCCUCAGUGGGGAGACAGAGGACCCCAAAAUGCUGGUUGUUACAAUAGUCUUCUACCUGGUAUUCCCUUUUUUGAAGAUGGGAAGGAGAGCUUUCUUUCUGAUUAUGGCCGUUUCUUCCUCGAAUGGUAUAGUGGUAAGCUGAUCUGUCAUGCAGAUGCUAUUCUGGCAAAGGCAUCUAAUUUGCUGAAGAAAUAUCAAGAAAACAAGCAAACCCCAGUAAUUUUAGUGGCUAAAAUUGGUGGAAUAUAUUGGUGGUACCAGACAGUAUCGCAUCCUGCUGAACUUACAGCUGGCUAUUACAACACAGCUUUAAGGGAUGGUUAUGAUGCUGUUGCUUCAGUGCUGUCUCGUCAUGGAGCUGCUCUGCAUAUUUCCUGCUUAGAAAUGAUGGAUAGUGAAACCCCACCAGCCUUUUGUUGCAGCCCUGAAGGAUUACUCCAGCAGAUAAGGACCAUUUCAAAGAAAAGGAUACAUUUUAUUGGAAGAAAUACUAGUGAACGGUUUGAUCAGAAAGGACUUGGGCAAAUACUUGCUAAUUGUUGUCAUCCACAGGCAGAAGCUGUAAGAUCAUUUACUUUUUUUAGAAUGAAUGAUAAAAUAUUUGCAGUUGAAAACUGGAAUAAUUUUGUUCCCUUUGUUAGAAAGAUGAGCUCGGAUUUGUAAGUACUUUUGAACCUGAUCUAACCAUUAUUUUUUACAAAGUUGUCAAGAAUAGUAGUCUUUGCCCCUAUGAUUUUUUUUUUUGCUGGCAUAGGGAUUGUGAAAGCUUAUGUAAAUUCCUCCUAGUCUAUACAGAUUUAUCAUUGCAUUUUCA
This is a messenger RNA of Ricinus communis (castor bean), 2138 nucleotides long. Its product is annotated as inactive beta-amylase 4, chloroplastic. The transcript is spliced from 10 exons. Lineage: Eukaryota; Viridiplantae; Streptophyta; Magnoliopsida; Malpighiales; Euphorbiaceae. Gene Ontology annotation, biological process: polysaccharide catabolic process. The coding region runs from base 416 to 1987 and encodes 523 amino acids. The record is from RefSeq and is a predicted model, not a curated record. Gene Ontology annotation, molecular function: beta-amylase activity.